ACCCAAUUCCUUUAGCAUAUUUUUAUUGAUUCAUUAAGCAUCUUCUUACUUGCAGGCUUUAUAAAGAUUUUGUAUCCACAAUGCCAGCUGUCAGUACUCAUGGAAGUCAAAGGAACCAAAUGAACCGGUCACUCCGUGAACAACUAACAUCCUUAUGUCGAACUCAACAAUUUUAUUGGUUCUUGGGUCAUCUACUCACAGUUGUGCUCUUCAUUUCCAAUCUUGCAGAGUCGAUAUUCUCUUCAAAUUUGAAGUACUAUAGAAUGUGUUUAUUCAGUGUCAUUGUGACCUAUGUGAUUGUCAUAAAGCAGAUACACUUCAAGAAUAGAACUACAAUCAAAAACUUUACAGUGGCCAAGUUUUUAAAAGAUGAGAACGCUCAAUACUUUAUCCUUUCUGUCUGGUUCUAUCUUGUCAGUUAUAAAAUAGGUAAAGUCAGUGGUGCAUUAUACAGUUUUGUGAUAUAUUCUAUAUUUCACAUCCUUUCUUACUUCCAAUCCAACAUUUUGGCAUAUUUGUCCAUUGGCAUUCAACAGGAACAAAAGAUUAACAAUCUCAUCAAGCGAUUCGUAUCUCAGUUUAACCAAUACGCUUUAAUGAUGGCUGCCAAUAGCGAAAUAUUCAUUGUCAUCAGCUUAGCAUUGUACCUGCCACUUUUGAUGUUACGAAUUUUCAGCCAAUUACCUUACAUUGUUAUACACUUCGCUACACUCGCUAUCAUGAUUGGAUUUCUCAAACUCAGGUACACAAAUAGUACUUUUACACGCCAAAUAUUAACUCAGUACGACAUGAAGAUACAACAAGUAUUGGCUACCAUGCCGCAAUUACAGCAGUUCCUAGUGAUCUACACUAAUAUCAAACAUCUGAUUAUUGGUUAUUUGGCACCCCUUGAUGCAUUAGUUGCACCUGUCGCUGAAAAGAAGAAUCAAUAAUUUGUUCCGCACUAGUUGUUGAGUAUAGGAUUUUUCCGUUUUCAAGUUCGUUGUAUAGGUAGAUAUAUCUUGUUUAUAAUGGCAUCAUCGAGCCUGAAGAAAAUCGCCCAAACGAAUAAACAGAAGCUUUAUGAAUUGCAUCUGAUAAGUGCUACAGUGGUACUUUUGUGUGCUGCUAUUGUAUGGUUCUUCAAAAGACCUUCUUCCAUUAAACCAUUCCUAUUUUUCCAGCUCCCUUUAAUCGGCUGUCAGUACGUUAUUGAAUCUAGUUGCAGACCAAAGUAUAAAUACGACUCUGUUGGUGACUAUGAUAAGUUGGUAAGUUCUGGUCAUGAUAUGAACCAGUCAGGGUUAACUGAGUAUAUGACCGAUGUCAUCUAUUUUACCUGGAUUCUUGACAUAACAGUUGUUGCAUUGGGAUCUAAUAAAGUAUGGUAUUUGUUGUUAAUUAUUCCCGGAUAUGCUGCAUUCAAACUAUCUGGUUUCAUUAAAGGUUUCUUUCCUAGUAAACAACAACAGCCAGAACAGGCAUCACUCGACCCUCAAAAACCUGAAGGUAAGAGUAAAAGACAACAAAAGUUGGAAAAGAAUGGUAGAAGAAAGAUCUUAAGGUAAAGCUGACUUCUUUUAUCUGUAUAUGACUCCAAAAUUAUCACUAAUAACACGAUAUAGCCUGAUUCUUGCCUUUCUUUGCUCUCAAUUGGUUCGCAGUA
Yamadazyma tenuis ATCC 10573 is the source of this 1645-nucleotide messenger RNA. The record is from RefSeq and is a predicted model, not a curated record. Lineage: Eukaryota; Fungi; Ascomycota; Pichiomycetes; Serinales; Debaryomycetaceae.